This is a messenger RNA of Diorhabda carinulata, 684 nucleotides long. RefSeq lists its product as uncharacterized. Bases 1 to 666 code for a protein of 221 amino acids. Lineage: Eukaryota; Metazoa; Arthropoda; Insecta; Coleoptera; Chrysomelidae. The transcript is spliced from 4 exons. The record is from RefSeq and is a predicted model, not a curated record.
AUGUCUGAUACUAUGCCUAGAACGUAUACCUGUUGCGUUCCAUCUUGCGGUGUCAAAUUGAAAAUCGACGAAUUUUUCUAUUUUCCGACCAACCCAGAUACACGUCGAUCUUGGAUAGCUGCUAUACCAGAUUUGUAUACAGCUAUAGGUCAGAAAUCUGUAAUUUGCAAGGUACAUUUUGGUGUACAAGGGCAAUUAGGAUUUCACGAGUUGAAUCCACCUCAUAUAUUCCCAUCGCCGAAACCACGUGUCUAUUUUCCGAAAUAUAUGUUUAUGUUACCAUCCAGAGAUGUUGUACCGGAAACUUUUGCGGAUUGUGAUGGAAUUAAUAUUGCGGAUUUUAUUUUGGAUUUUAGCUUGAUAAGAUUGAAAUAUAAACAAAAGCUGGGCGUUUUAGUGCGACAAUGGCAGGUUAUAAAUUCUCCGAAUACAAUUACUUUUUAUAAAAUGAAACAAGAAACGAUAGCAAAAAUAAAAUGCAGUGUUCGAAUUAACUCACAGUUGCAAGUAGAAGUCAUACUCGGUGGUAAAAAAAUGGAUCCGUUGGAUUUGACUUGGGUUCUUCCGCCGUAUUCGAAAAUUACCAGAUGGUCCCAAUUGAAAUUGUUACUUUAUGAAUUUAGUACUAGCAAUGAAACUAUAGUGUAUGAAGUUAAUAUUGUAUAAUAUAUUUAUGAAAUAAGA